Molecule: messenger RNA, 1531 nt
Organism: Oppiella nova
Lineage: Eukaryota; Metazoa; Arthropoda; Arachnida; Sarcoptiformes; Oppiidae
Source: the annotation of a GenBank genome assembly
GAGCCCAAGAACGAGCCAAUGCCCGCAACCCCCAGCGCCUACCGGGGCAGUCGUGCGCACGACAAACAACCGCACACUCCCUCUACAGCUACCGGCGUUCACAUGAGGCCUAAUAGGGCCCGAAGUGCCGGCGCUCCUCAGCCCAGACCGUUGUCUCUCGUGUCGCCCGAUUCGGACGGCAAUACAAAGCCAACGCCCCCUCGAAAGCCGGCGCACGUAAAGGCGGCGGCGAUGGCCCGGAAGGCCAACAAAGCGAACGCUAGGGACGGUGAUGUGACGCCUACCGGUGCCCCCGACCCAACCAUAUCCGUAGUAAUUAAUAGUAAUAAUAUGAGUUCCGAAGGGAUUGUCAAACAAAACUCUUCCGAAACUCCUGUGCCAUCACUGGAUACGCCAAAACCGAGCACCGAAUUGCCGGCGCUUAUCACUACUGAUACGACUAACGGCGCCGUCAGUGAUAAUAACGGGCCGUCGAAGUCGAAAGAGGUGUCGGAAGAGGACUACAAGAAGAUGAUGGCUGAGAGGCGCCGAAUCGCUAGAGAACAGGCAGAACGAGAGGCCGAGGCUGAGAGGCAACGGGUGCUGAAGGAGGCCGAGGAGGCAGAGGAGAGACAGCGCAGGGAAGAGGAGGAACAGAAGCGCUUAGAAGAGGAACAGUUGAGACUCAUUGAGAUCCAGAGGAAGGCAGAGGAGGAAAGACUGCGGAAAGCGAUGGAAGAGAACAGUCGUCGCGAAGAGGAAGAGAACAAACGACGCGCUGAAGAGCAGAGACUGAGACACGAGAAGGAGGAGAAGGAAAGGCGGGCUAAGGAUGAGGCCGAACAGCAACGUCGAGAGCUUGAGGAACGCCUGAAACGAGACGCCGCCGAACGAUUGGCCCGUAAAAAUAAAUUGGAGGCAAUUAUGAGCCGCACACGAAAGGCUGCGCCCACACCCCGUGCGGACACCUCCCCGCCCACCCAAUCGCCUAAUGAGACCCCUGAGCCGCCCACCACUGACUCGAACUGUAGUACACCUGAGAAGAACCGAGAGAUCCAUAAGAAUCACCAAAAUAUGAUGAAAAAUGAGCAAAAGAGUGACGAUAUGAUGAUCAUUACGACGAGUGAUAAGCACUCGACCCCUCCCGACCUUCUCGAGGGCGUCAAUAGAGCCGUAGAGUUGAAUAAUAAGCAAAAUAACGGACAGUCGUCUCCAACGCAUAACGGUUCCCAUAAUCACAAUAUCAAUAAUAAUAAUCAUAUCGAGAGCUUUGGUGUUUCGGAUAACUUAUUAGACCUGAGCGGCACAGGGAGUGCCAACUCAUCCAUAGAUCAAUUAAUUCACAUAAACUAUUCGCAGCCAAACACCAGGGAUGACCUGAACUCCAACUCACGGUUCGCCAACGGAAACGGUUUUACUAACGGCGCGAACGGCCAUAAAAGUCAAGAACAAACAGCCAUUACAGAUCUUCUCUCUUAAUGUCGACUACACUUCAGAAGCAUUUUUAUCUAAUUUUUAAUUUUACUCUAAUUUUAAUUUAAGAGAAAACAGU